AUGUCGAACCCAGCCAGACGUCGUGGCAGAGGUGGCAACCCGCAACAGCAGUCUGAUACAUCGUCUGCUCGUGGCGGUGGACUCGCUCCUGGAGCCUUCGAUGGUCCGGCGUCUCGUGGAGGUGCCUCGAGCAAUACUGGCUCAGCUGGUCGACCUGCAUCAACUGCACAAUCUGGGAUAUCAGACCCCGGGUCUCAACCAGGGUCGCCGUCAACAUCUCCACGUGCUGCACAACCAGGAUCGUUUGCACCAGGACCUGCCUCACCAAGAUCACCAAGCUCCGCGGUUGCUCCAGCACCCCUCAUGACCGAUCCAGCAAGAGACCCAGCCCGUCAAGCACGUCUCACUGACAGCCUCCGCAAUAUUGAUCUGCCUGCCUCAUUCUACAAUAUGGACAAUUUGUACCAGUUGCCUACCGACUUCAAAACUCGACCAGGAUACAACACCACUGGCAGAGAAGUUAGCGUCAAGCUAAACUCGUUCCCUGUCGUGCAAUUUCCGCUUAGCCCGGUCUACCAGUAUGAUGUCCAGAUCGGCAGCGGCGCCGAAAAGCGAGCAGUCAUUCUCAAAGCUUGGGCGUCGAAGGCCCGUAAGGCCGCUACUGGCGAGUGGUUCAUUUUCGACGGCAACAAGCUCGGGUGGAGCGGCCAGAACUUUGAUCGAGAUAUCCAUGUCAUGGCAGAUCUUGAUGCAGAAGAAGGUCGUUCCUCCGGACGGACCUCCAACACAUUCCGUAUCGUGAUUCGCAAAGCCAAAACUCUUAACCUCUCAUUGAUCCAAGCAUAUUUCAACAGGCAAAUUCAAAUGGGCCCAGAGAUUCUCGAAGGCAUCAACUUCCUUGACCAUCUCCUUCGCGAAGGUCCAUCCCGUAACCCUCGCUUCAUUCCAAUCCGACGUCAGUUCUUCAUCCGUGACGGACAACGCGCUGCUCUGGGUGGUGGUGUCGAGGUCUUCCGCGGGGUGUACCAGAGUCUUCGCCUGGCCGAAGGUCAACGAGCGAUCAUCAAUCUCGAUGUUGCCAAUUGUUGCUUCUGGCAACCCACCUCCCUCAUUGCUGCAAUCAUUGCCAAAAUGAGAUUGCGUGAUCCUCAGGGCAUUCAGCAGCAAUGCAGACCUGUGCAAGACAACGGAACAGUCAAGGCCUCACAGUUCCAGAAGCUAAUGUCCAAGAACUUUCGCAAGGUCUUGGUCAAGGCUCGCUACGAGGGCUGCCCGGUGGCCGAUAAAGCUUGGAACAUCAAAGACUUCUCUGUCCACAAUGCACAACAGCACAUGCUCGACAUGAAGGACGCCAGUGGUAAUCUUACUGGCCAACAACAAUCUGUCGCCCAAUACUUCAGGACAAAAUAUAACGUCACUCUUCAAUAUCCUGGCCUUCCUCUUGUCGAGAUGACUAAGAAAGGCGUCUUCUAUCCCAUGGAAUUUCUCCAUGUCAUCGAGAACCAGCGUUAUGCAUUCAAGCUUGACGAGACGCAAACUGCCAACAUGAUCAAAUUCGCUGUGACUCGCCCUGAUGUACGAAACUCAUCCAUCAACGAAGGCCAAGGAUGGCUGAACUGGAGUGAAGACAGGUUUCUCAAGCAAUAUGGGCUCAAGGUCAAUCCUACCAUGAUCCGCACCAAGGCUCGUAUCCUCCCAUCCCCAGAGGUUCAAUUCGGCGGUGCCGCUGCGAAACCAGGAACUGCUGGUCGAUGGGAUCUGCGUGGCAAGAAGUUUCUCACCACCAACCCCAAAGAGCUUGCCGCUUGGGGAAUUGGAGUCUUUGGCAAUGCUGACAAGCCCAUGUUGGAGAAAUUCGCAAAGGACUUCGCCCAAGCAUACCGCCAACAUGGUGGCAAAGUCUCCAGCGCACCUCCUAAUCUCAUGAGACUUCCCGCUGAUCCUGCCCAGGCAGUUGAACAACUUCACAACGGGACCGGAAACAUGUUCAAACAGCGACCUCAACUCUUGAUCUUUAUUGUUCAAGACAAGAAUAGCUUUCACUAUCUUCGCAUCAAGAAGUCCUGUGAUUGUCGAUUCGGGGUGGUCUCGCAAGUUCUGCAGUUUCAGCAGGUUAGGAAGGGCAACCCUCAGUAUUAUUCAAAUGUCUUGAUGAAGGUCAACGCAAAGCUCGGUGGAACAACCGCUCAAGCAAAGCCUGAUCGUACUAGCGGGUUUAAGAGUUUUCCAGGACCAACCAUGGUCAUUGGUGCUGACGUCUCUCAUGCAUCUCCCGGCAGUGAACAGGCUUCGAUGGCAGCUCUUACUGUUUCAUUUGACAAAUUCGGUGGGCGCUAUGCGGCGGCCUGUCAGACGAAUGGCAAACGCGUCGAAAUCAUCACUGAGGCUAACUGGUCUUCAAUGCUGACCCCGUUGGCUACGCAGUGGGUUGCAACAAUUGGAGGUGGUCGUGUUCCUGGGACCGUCUAUUACUUCCGCGAUGGUGUCUCUGAGGGCCAAUUCGUUCACGUCAUGCAACAAGAGGUCCCACACAUCAAGGGCGUCUUGAGUACGAUCCAGGGUUCUGAUUGGAAGGGCAAGAUCACUGUCAUCAUUGCCGCCAAGCGUCAUCACGUCCGCGCUUUUCCCGAAGACAAGGCUGGUGCCGACAAGAAUGGCAAUCCUCUUCCAGGAACCCUGAUCGAGCACGACUGUACUAUGCCAUUCGAGUGGGACUUCUACCUAUAUUCGCAUAUCGCUCUGCAAGGCACAGCUCGUCCUGUUCACUACACCGUCAUCCAUGACGAAAGCAACCACCCUCCCAAUGUCAUUCAAAACAUGAUCUAUGAGCAUUGCUAUCAGUAUAUGCGAUCGACUACCUCAGUCUCAAUGUUCCCGGCCGUGUACUAUGCACACUUGGCGUCCAACCGAGCAAAGGCUCACGAGAAUAUCCCUUCUUCCGAAGGACCACAGGGCGGGCCUGGGUUUAAGCAGAAUCAACCUGCAGCUCAAUCCGACGUAUCUGAUUCUGAAGUUCGCCCAUUGAUGGCAAUGUUUCCAAUCAAUGGCAUUCAAUUUGCCAUGUGGUACAUUUGA
Molecule: messenger RNA, 3015 nt
Organism: Endocarpon pusillum Z07020
Lineage: Eukaryota; Fungi; Ascomycota; Eurotiomycetes; Verrucariales; Verrucariaceae
Exons: 3
Coding region: 1-3015 (1004 amino acids)
Molecular function (GO): protein binding; RNA binding
Source: RefSeq, a predicted model, not a curated record